AUGAACGCGGUGGCGGAGGAGGAGAGGGCGGCGGAGCUGGCCGGCCCGCUCCGCGACCUCCUCCCGCCGGUGGACUUCUGCUGCGCGUACGGCUCCACGCUCUUACACGCGCGCCCCGACGGGACGUCCAUGGUCGAUUACAUCCUCGGCGUCGCUGACCCCCUCCAGUGGCACUCCGAGAACCUGGAAAGGAACCCCGCGCACUACUCCCGCUGGAUGUCAAGCUUCGGUGCAGGAGCCAUUACUGGGCUGGCGGAUCGUGUUGGGGUCGGGGUGUAUUUCAACCCGUUUGUGGAGUGGAGAGGCAAGAGGAUAAAGUAUGGGGUGGUGAGGAUGAGGGACCUGGCGAUGGAUGUCUUGACCUGGGACAGGUUCUACCUCAGUGGCCGGCUGCAGAAACCGGUUCAUGUUCUUGUUGACAACUGGGAUAUAAGGAAGGUCAACUCAAUUAACCUAGAAAUGGCAACUUCAGCUUCUCUACUCCUUUUGCCAGAAGAGUUCGCUGAGUACGACCUAUACGCUCAAAUUUGCAGUCUAUCAUAUAUGGGUGAUUUGAGAAUGCUGUUUGCAGAAGACAAAGAUAAGGUGAAGAAGAUUGUUGAGGGUAGUUUUCAGUCAUUUCAAUUGAUGUACAGACCCCUCUUGCAAGAGUAUAUUGCUGAAGGGCUAUUGAAGACAUCAUCCCAUGGACAGUAUAAGACUUUCCGGCAGGAUUGUGGUCCAUCUACAACAAAUGAACUGUUCUCUGUUCUUCCGUGGACGAUCCAAAGGCAAAUGCAAGGAAGACACACAUUGCAUGGAAAAGAAAUACCACCACGCACCAUAGCUUCUUCAAAGGACAUGGCAGCAAACUGUGUACGGAGGGCCCUGAGGCGCCGAGUAAUGGUUUCAAGUGUGCGGCAAGCAGUGUCUGGUCUGCUCGCCUCUGGUGGUGCAGUUGCUGCUCAAUACCUCGCGAAGAAGAUGGCUAAGGCCUGGCAAUCUAGAGUGGCUUAA
Messenger RNA from Miscanthus lutarioriparius, 996 nucleotides. NCBI's taxonomy places the organism in Eukaryota, Viridiplantae, Streptophyta, Magnoliopsida, Poales, Poaceae. The record is from the annotation of a GenBank genome assembly.